Molecule: messenger RNA, 1600 nt
Organism: Tribolium castaneum (red flour beetle)
Lineage: Eukaryota; Metazoa; Arthropoda; Insecta; Coleoptera; Tenebrionidae
Exons: 3
Coding region: 289-1503 (404 amino acids)
Cellular component (GO): nucleolus; catalytic step 2 spliceosome
Molecular function (GO): RNA helicase activity; ATP binding; mRNA binding
Source: RefSeq, a predicted model, not a curated record
ACGCCAUAUUUUUGUCAAAUGUCAAAAAACGCUAAAAGACGUAGCGACUCGCGUGCAAACAACAUUAAACGGGCGAAAAAGUGUUUAAAAGUUAGUAAAGGUGAAAAAUAAGUGUUUUAUUUCUCUCAAUACUACAAACAAACCAGUUGGGGACGUGCAAGUGGCCCCAAAAAUGCAAACACCUUUGUGAAAGACAGGUGCCCCAAGUGUUGUGCUUCAGUGAACUGGACAUUCAAUUAAAUCAUCUAAACUUUACUUUAACACACGUUCUAAUUUCUGACGGAGGCAAUGGCUGUCGCAAAACCUUCAAACCGCAAUGCGGCUUUCGAAGACUUGUCGAACGUUGAGUUCGAAACCAGCGAAGAUGUGGAAGUCAUCGAGCAAUUUAAGAAUAUGCACCUGAAGGAGGAGCUCCUUCGCGGUGUCUUUGCAUAUGGUUUUGAGAAACCAUCAGCUAUCCAACAGAGGGCUAUCAAGCCGAUAAUAAAGGGCCGAGAUGUUAUCGCUCAAGCCCAGUCAGGUACCGGCAAAACGGCCACAUUCUCGAUCGCUAUUUUGCAGUCGCUUGACUUGCAAACGCGGGAAACCCAAGUACUUUGCUUGUCGCCAACGAGGGAGUUGGCCGUGCAAAUCCAGAAAGUUAUCCUGGCUUUGGGGGACUUUAUGAACGUGCAGUGUCACGCCUGCAUUGGUGGGACCAAUCUGGGAGAGGAUAUCAGGAAGCUGGAUUAUGGGCAACAUGUUGUUAGUGGAACACCUGGAAGAGUUUACGACAUGAUCAGACGGCGCGCCCUUAGGACCAGGUCCGUCAAAAUGCUGGUUUUGGACGAAGCCGACGAAAUGUUAAACAAAGGCUUCAAGGAGCAAAUCUACGACGUUUACAGGUUCCUGCCGCCCUCCACUCAAGUCGUGUUGAUUUCUGCGACUUUGCCCCACGAGAUUUUGGAGAUCACGUCGAAGUUCAUGACGGACCCGAUCCGUAUUUUGGUAAAACGUGAUGAAUUAACUCUUGAAGGCAUCAAGCAAUUUUUCGUCGCGGUUGAGCGUGAGGAGUGGAAAUUUGACACACUUUGUGACUUGUACGAUACUUUAACCAUCACGCAAGCUGUUAUCUUUUGCAACACUAAACGCAAAGUCGAUUGGUUGACUGAAAAAAUGCGCGAAAACAAUUUCACCGUGAGUUCCAUGCACGGUGAUAUGCCCCAGAAGGAGAGAGAUAAUAUUAUGAAGGAGUUCAGGUCGGGACAGAGUCGUGUACUUAUCACGACCGAUGUGUGGGCGAGAGGUAUCGACGUCCAGCAAGUCAGUUUGGUCAUUAAUUACGAUUUGCCGAACAACCGUGAGUUGUACAUUCACCGUAUUGGGCGAUCUGGCAGGUUUGGUAGAAAGGGUGUUGCGAUUAAUUUCGUCAAGUCGGACGAUAUCAGGAUUUUGCGGGAUAUUGAGCAGUAUUAUUCCACACAGAUUGACGAAAUGCCGAUGAAUGUCGCUGAUUUAAUUUAAACGAAUAACAUUUUUUAUGUCCUUAUAUUAUGUAAGAAGUUUGUGUAAUAAUUAAUUAAUUAAUAUGGGAAGUAAUAAACGACUAUGAUUUUUCCUA